Fusarium tjaetaba is the source of this 366-nucleotide messenger RNA. Its product is annotated as thioesterase thiol ester dehydrase-isomerase. The record is from RefSeq and is a predicted model, not a curated record. Bases 1 to 366 code for a protein of 121 amino acids. The transcript has 3 exons. Lineage: Eukaryota; Fungi; Ascomycota; Sordariomycetes; Hypocreales; Nectriaceae.
AUGAAGCUCACGCUCGCUACACUGACACUUGUCGCACUCGCGGCUACUACUCCUCCUCCUGAGCCGGUUGUUCUCAAACCUGUUCCUGAGAAGGCUAGUAGUGGUUGUUAUCACUACAUCCUUGCAACAUCAAUGUCAACCGCUAACGGUAUCAGCGUAAUCCCCAAGCCAAACAACUGCUGUCUUCCUCGUCUCUGCGCCUGCAAAGAUGCAUCAGGCAACUACUACCAAUUCAACGAAGACGCAUGGAAACAAAAGCUAAACGGCUGUGAUCCACCCUGGGGCCUUCUCGGAAAGAAAAUGCACGACAUGCCCAGCUUCUGCUGUCGAGGAUGGAAAGCUCCCAAGCCUGUAUUUCCCGCGUAA